AAACAGAGACCUAAUUAAAAAGAAGCCACCGAGAUCUCUCUUCGUCGCCUGACGAGUUUUCGAAGAAUCUCCGUCAGUUUGGAAAGAAAGAGAGAUGCCACACAGAACAAGGCCUUUGACGGGACUCUUGCUUUUCACUGGAAUCAACGCUGUUUUGGUGCAGACCAUCACUCCUGUCUAUGACUUCGUCUGCUUCUUGCCCUACUGGGAGAGAAGGAGAGAGCGAAUCCGGAAGGAGCGUGAAGCGGUGGCUGCAUCAUUAAACAGCAACACCUCAGCACAUAAUGCUACUCAAGCAUCUGUUGGUUGAUGCAGUAUCUAAGACAGUCGCAAUGUUUCCUCUGUGUAAUCCAACUGUUUACAAUCUCUAGCACUGAAUAAUUGAGAGCCUGCAGCUACAAUUUUCGUAAUGGCCCAUAUAAAGGCCCAAAUUUGGCAUGUUGUCUUUAUGUUGCUGCAUAUGGCCCAUUAGUAUCGAGUAUUGUUAAGUUCAGAAGUCGCAAUCUAUGUCAUAAACUCAUACUCAAUGGAAAUUCUACAACACAA
This is a messenger RNA of Brassica rapa (field mustard), 546 nucleotides long. RefSeq lists its product as uncharacterized. Lineage: Eukaryota; Viridiplantae; Streptophyta; Magnoliopsida; Brassicales; Brassicaceae. The record is from RefSeq and is a predicted model, not a curated record.